UCGGGAGAAAUUUUUGUGUCAAUAGUCAUUACAUUAUACGUAACGAAACUUGGAAUUUCGUGAGUCACGUAAUCUCUCGAAAUGGUCGUGUUUUCCUUUCGAGGAUUUUCGCCAAUCAAGCGAUUAUUGUCCUUUUCUGGACAAUGUUGCGCAUGUCGCCGAGCAAUGGUGAACAAACUCUGGUACCGAGUUUCUCGAAAAUGGUCCCGCCUAAAAACGGAACCACCCCACGCCCGCCUCUUCUCCGAGUCAAGGUUUCAGGAGACAGUUGAGUCCUGGUACCUAAUCUACCGAUGGAUCGUCUUCCUCUCCUGGGCCUCAAUCAUCAUCUGUUCCGUUUUCAAAAUUGGUAGCCACGAGCCGCGCGCAAACAACCAACUCUGGGCCAUUUACCUCACAAAUUGGGAUCUGAUUUUAGGACUGACUCAAUCACUCCUGGGUGCCAUCAUAGUAUCGCGUCGAUGGAACCUCCAAAAAUUAGCAAAUUUCAACCCAGACAAUUUAAAUCUGAGUCUUUUGGAAAGAACCUACUGGUUCCUCUAUGUCGUCACGUCCUCGAUGGCGAUUUGUGUGACAAUUAUUUACUGGGGCGCCGUUUUCGAUCCGAAAACUCACGUUGUCGACUUCCUCAACAUUCUGCUACAUGUCUGCAACAGCCUUUUGAUGAUCGUUGAUCUGUGCAUUGUUAAAGUGCCCUUUAUUGUAAUUAGUUUCUGGUGGUGUUUGCUCGUUGCACUGGCCUAUGUCCUAUUUUCGGCGAUUUAUUUUGUCGCCGGGGGCGUCGACAAACUUGGAAAUCGUUUUAUUUAUCCGAUUCUCAACUGGGAAAAGCCGGGCAUGACUCUGGGUGUUUGCUUUGGUGUCACGAUUUUUUUGAUCAUUGUACACUGUCUGUUUUGUUUGGCGGCAAGUCUCGCGACCCGGAAAUGUAGGCGGGAGAAAGAUGAUUCCAAAUUGGAUAAUGUUCAGUCGAUUUCGGUGAAACAGGUAGAAUUGAUUAUCUGAGACAGUAUUUGCAGUAUUAUUUAGUUUAGCUUGAAUUACUAUUAUAGAAAACGCGUUCAGAUUAUCCUGCUCAAGUUUUGUAGACCGGACGCUUGAAGAGUGCCCAAAUUAUAUUUUUAAUCGUAUUUAUUUUAGAGAAGAUCAUCUGACUGGAUGGCAAUUCAAUAUCAUUUUUAUUUAUUCUAAUUGCCAAUUUAGUUUAUUUUUAUUUUUCCGAAU
Messenger RNA from Belonocnema kinseyi, 1224 nucleotides. RefSeq names its product protein rolling stone-like. The transcript has 2 exons. NCBI's taxonomy places the organism in Eukaryota, Metazoa, Arthropoda, Insecta, Hymenoptera, Cynipidae. Gene Ontology annotation, cellular component: membrane. The coding region runs from base 82 to 1005 and encodes 307 amino acids. The record is from RefSeq and is a predicted model, not a curated record.